This is a messenger RNA of Paramecium octaurelia, 348 nucleotides long. NCBI's taxonomy places the organism in Eukaryota, Ciliophora, Oligohymenophorea, Peniculida, Parameciidae. The record is from the annotation of a GenBank genome assembly.
AUGUUUGGGAGUCAAUUUGAUUACUUGAAACUCAAACCAAGAACAGUUGAAGAGAUACACCAUGAAGAUGGUUAUAUAAAAGAAGGUAUUGAAAGGACAGCAACUAGAAGGAUCUUUUAAUCAGUCGAAUAUGAUCAUUUCGAAAAGAAAUAAAUUCAACAAUUCAAAGAUAUCAUUAGAGGAGCAAACAUAAGUGUGAGUUCUGACGAUGUACUAUUAAGAUUUCUUUAUGCAGGAUAUUUCAAUAUGACUAAUUGUCUAGAAGUAUUUUAAAUUCCAUCACAAUUAGUUAUAUAAACGACAUAUAUAUUGGCUGAAUACAAGUCGUCUGUCUAAUAUCCCANCUGA